AGUUGAAGUUCAAGUAAGGGUCCCAAUCUUCAUUGGUAAAAUGUCCCUAAUAAUAUCCAACAUGAAACAUUUUUUCUUCUGAUUAUCUUCAUUAAUCUUUCAAACCCAACAUCCAAAAAACAGAAAUAAGCAAUUGACAGUCUCUAAAACUUUCAUGCCCUGACGUCGAAUGAUAGCUUUGAAAAGGAAUUCCAAAAACAUUGAUACCUUGCAAAAAAGGUCAAAAUUUGUUUGCAGCUAUGCCAACCCCUUCUCCUGGUGAACUUGUCUUAAAAAACCAUUUUUUUCCAAGAAAACCACAUUCCACAUGGAAGAUAAAUAAAGACCAAAGCUUCCUACACUUCUGAAAUUCCAUUUUUUUUUAAAACAGACCCAAACCAACUAGUAAAUCAUAGAUUUUCAAUCUAGUAGAUACUAUAAUCUAUAGCCAUCUCAGUAGCCCUGAGUUUCCUGGGUUCCUUUUUUUAUUUUUAGAUAUUUUUAAUGUGGAAGAAGCCAUUAUAUAAAGCUCUCCCUUUUCUAAAUCCUCAGCUGAAAAUUUCUCCCAUGGAAGCUGCUUCCUCUAACGCUCUCGGUUUUUCUUCAAUUAUCACCAAAACGACACCAACACCACCGUUUCCAACUAAAUUUACAAGAACCCAUUUUCUCAAACUCCCUCAAAGGUUCCGAAACGACGCCUUUUUCAGAGUCUCGGCAAAUCCCUUUAAGUCUUCUUUUCUUUCCAUUUCUUCUUCUUUCAACGCAUUCAUUGGAUCCAAUGCGAAAGACACGGUUUUAGAUUGGAGCAAAGCGCCGGAGAUUGUUAACGAUAGAGGUGGGAAAGCUGAGGCUUUUGGAAGCGAAGACAAAGUCAUAACCGUGGUUCUUUUGGGAUGGCUUGGGGCUCAAACCAAGCAUUCAAAGAGAUAUGGGGAAUGGUACAAUUCAAGAGGAAUCCAUGCCGCUUGGAACAAAGCGCCGGAGAUUGUUGCCGAUCGAUGUGGAAAAGCUGAGGCUUUUGGAAGCAAAGACAAAGCCAUAACCGUAGUUCUUUUGGGAUGGCUUGGGGCUAAAACCAAGCAUUUAAAGAGAUAUGUGGAAUGGUACAAUUCAAGAGGAAUCCAUGCCGUUACUUUUGUUGUAGAAGUUAAGGAAUUGCUGUGGUUAGAUCUUGGUGUAAGGCUUGAGCAGCGUAUAUCUGAGUUUGAAAAUGAGUUGGCCAGGUACGUUUUGGAGAAAGAGGAAGAUGGUCGUGAAAGGUGCUUCAUUUUCCAUACUUUUAGCAACACUGGGUGGUUCGUAUAUGGUUCAAUUCUUAACAGUUUUCAGAGAAGAGAUGGAUUGAAAGAGAAGAUAAGAGGAGUAAUUAUUGAUUCAGGAUCAGCUGGCCCUUUAAAUCCUAAGGUCUGGGCAGGUGGUUUUGGUGCUGCUAUACUGAAGAAACGCAGCUCUUCAAUAAAUGGAUUAGAAAGUGCAGUGACUGAUUCAAAAUUGCAGAAAGAGGAACCUGGGAUGAUUGAAGCUGUGCUGCUAUCUGCCCUGGAAAAGUUCUUCGGAUAUGCUCUAAAUAUGCCUGAUGUGAACAGAAGGUUAAGAACAAUCAUUAAUGCUAUCAUGGAGCACCAUCCUCCCUGUCCUCAGCUGUAUCUUUAUAGCACAGCUGAUAAGCUUAUUCCAUAUAAAUCAGUUGAGUUGUGUAUUGAGGAGAUGAGAAAGAAGGGGAUAAAAGUAUUCUCCUUCAACUUUGGCACAUCUCCCCAUGUGGACCACUAUCGGACUUUUCCCAGCAUAUAUUCAUCUGAGCUUCAUAAUUUUUUGAAGGAAUGUUUUGCUGCUGUUAAACAAAGAUGAACCUAAGUACUUUAAUCCAUUUUUUAAUCUUGUAUUCUGAUAUUUCUUUCAAAAUGGCCCCUAAAGAAAUAUUGCAUCAGCGCCUAUUGUAUCAAAGCAUUCUUUUAGUCCUAGUAACAUUGAAGGCAGAAUAUUUGACAGGAAUCAGAACUUCACUUAUCAGGGUGAUGCCAUGAGAUCAUGGUUGAAUACUUGUAAGUUGUAAUAAACAUUGCGGUCGUGCUGAAGCAGCAAAAGCUUUCAUAUUUUGAUUAUAUUUGAUUUUUACUCGGUGCUAUGAACUUCACUGAUGUUGUAACCCUGGACAUGAAGAUCAUGAUAUCAAAGCUCAUGUGCUGGAACAGAGGCUAGACCACUUAUUGGAUGUGAAAAUGUUGGUUUUAUAUUUGCUGAAAUUAGUUUGAGUUAGGCUGAGAUGUCAUUUUAUUUUAAGUAAUGAAUAAUAAAGUUGGUUUAAAACUAAUGUCCUGGACCAAAGUUCGGCUCACAAUACCUGUCCUUAAGAAAUAGGAUUAACCUACAAGACUUGAGAUCAAACUGUCAUUCAUUUAUACAAACAAAAAACAAGUCAUGGUCCUCUUUUCCUCUCUUCUUUUUCAAAAUGUAAAUGCCAUGAAAAGCACCUCAAUGAAACAUGGCAGAGUAAAUGCAAUGUUUCUAGCACCAUGUUCUUCAUGCAUGAACAUUUGUUAGCUAUUACAUCAAGAAGAUUUCAUCUCAAUUUCAAAACAAAAUUGUUGAAAAUUUUAAGUAUUCAAUAAGUAACUGUAAAAAACAGGUAUAUCGAAAUUGUCGUCACAUGAUAAGGUAAAUGCAAUCUUAUUAAACUGAAACCAUUAGUAUGAACAAUUAACAAGUCAUCUGAAGCUAAUUUUCCGUUAACUAUUGGUAACCGGCACUCAAAAACCAAUGAAAACAAUGUUAGAAAAAGAAACAGGUGAAUGAAUUAUAUGCUAAACGGUAGCGUCUAAUGGAAAACUCUCCCAACGGCUACCCUGUUAUAAACGAAAAUUUAAAUUCCGUAACUGAACAAUCGCGUUCCCUGAUUCACUUUA
Durio zibethinus is the source of this 2885-nucleotide messenger RNA. RefSeq lists its product as uncharacterized. The record is from RefSeq and is a predicted model, not a curated record. NCBI's taxonomy places the organism in Eukaryota, Viridiplantae, Streptophyta, Magnoliopsida, Malvales, Malvaceae.